This is a messenger RNA of Gavialis gangeticus (Gharial), 5987 nucleotides long. RefSeq names its product WAPL cohesin release factor (gene WAPL). The record is from RefSeq and is a predicted model, not a curated record. The coding region runs from base 35 to 3628 and encodes 1197 amino acids. Lineage: Eukaryota; Metazoa; Chordata; Crocodylia; Gavialidae. Gene Ontology annotation, biological process: regulation of chromosome condensation. The transcript is spliced from 19 exons.
CGUGACACGAAGGGAAUAUGAAACAGGUGUCAAAAUGACAUCCAGAUUUGGAAAGACCUACAGUAGGAAAGGGGGAAAUGGCAGUUCGAAGUUUGAUGAAGUCUUUUCUAGCAAACGGACCACCCUUAGCACAAAAUGGGGAGAAACCACCUUUAUGGCCAAAUUAGGACAAAAAAGGCCCAAUAUAAAACCAGAUAUUUCAGAAAUUCCUAAAAAGCCCAAAGUUGAAGAUGAGGUAACAGAAGAUCCUUUUGGAUUUGACAGUGAUGAAGACUCUCUGCCUGUUUCUUCAAAGAAUGUGUCACAGGCUAAAAGCUCCUCUCAGCCUGAACCCACUGAAGCUGCUCAGUCUGAGGACUUCACUUCUCUACUUGAAGCUAAUAGCAAAAUUAAUCAGUCAGUCAGCAAAGACAACAUUGUGUCCAGCAAGUGCAUAUCUUUUGACAAUGUUGUUUAUGGCUUAAAAGAAAAGAGCACAAACAGAAACAUGGAGGAUGGGGAAAGCAGAAGCAGUAGUACUAAAUUCAUAACUGCAGAUAAAAUGGAGAAUUUUAAUGAGGAUAAUGAGAACAGUCAUUUCAUUUACAAGAAUGCUGAAGACUGUAAUAAAACCAGUAUCGAAACCAUAGAUGUUUCUGGGUGCUACAUUGAAACCAAGAACUUGCAUGACUCUUGGGACUCGCAUAUUGAGAAGAGCGCAGACUCUCUGUCAGAAACUUCUCAGAUGAAGGGAUCAUUAAGAACUCAUUCAUAUAUAUGGGAUAAUAACGAUAUUGAAGACAUGAGACCUGCAGAGUACAUGUUAGAUUUUGAUAAUGAACCUCUCCCAGACAUGAAGAACAAGGAUGAGGAAUUUGAUAAAGAAGAUAUGGAAAAUCCAAAGGAAGCCAUUAGCGAAGAACUUUUGCAAACUAUUCCUAGACCGAGCAACUGCAGGACAUAUUGUAGAUCCAACAAAUCAAAGCCACAGGGGGCAACAAACUUUGAUAGGCUAAUGGAUGGCACAAGUCAGUCUUUAUCCAAAGCAAAUAAUGAGUCAAAUAAUGAUGGUCUGAAUUCAGCAAGAAAAGUUGGUUUAAGUAGUGGGACCACUUUUAGAGGGCCAGUUGGACGGACUAGAGACUACACUGUUCUCCAUCCAUCUUGCUUGUCAGUUUGUAAUGUUACUAUACAGGAUACGAUGGAACGUAUUGAUGAAUUCACCACAGCAGCUCCUACUGACUUGGGAGAAGCUGGGCGUUUGAGGAAAAAGGCAGACAUUGCAACCACCAAGACUACAACCAGAUUUCGACCAAGCAAUACCAAAUCCAAAAAAGAUGUCAAACUGGAGUUUUUUGGGUUUGAUGACCAAGAUGAGGGAGGGGGAGAUGAAGGUGGCUCUAAAAGCUCUGGGAGCUCCAAUUAUAAAAUUAAAUACUUUGGGUUUGAUGACUUGAGCGAAAGUGAGGACGAAGAUGAUGACUGGCAGUUAGCAGAACGGAAAGCUAGCAAAAAACGAAAUAGAACAGCUCCAUCCUGCUCAUUGCAGGCCAGCUCUGAUGGAAAUGAGAAUUGUUCCCAGGACAGUCAAAUGAGUGCUAAUACAGAUCUACUGGAGUUUUCAGAAGAUCCAUCAGGUGUCCCUGAAGGCAAUAAAAAACCCACAAACAAACAAGGUGAUAAAUCUAAGGAAAACACCAGGAAGAUCUUUAGUGGGCCAAAGAGGUCACCAACAAAAGCUGUGUAUAAUGCUAGACACUGGAACCAGCCAGAGUCGGAGGCUCUACCAGCACCACCAGUAUUGAAAACUCCAAGCAUACCAGUAAGGCUAUCUUCAAAGGAGGCAAUUCAUAAAGAUGAUGGAGUUUUUAAGGCUCCUGCACCACCUCCCAAAGUGAUAAAAACUGUGACAAUACCUACUCAGCCCUAUCAAGAGAUAGUAACUGCAUUGAAAUGUAGGAAAGAAGACAAAGAAUUAUACACUGUUGUUCAGCAUGUAAAGCACUUCAAUGAUGUAGUAGAAUUUGGCGAAAAUCAAGAGUUCACAGAUGAUAUUGAAUAUUUGCUAAGUGGACUGAAAAGCAAUCAGCCCCUAAACACACGUUGCCUUAGUGUAAUCAGCCUGGCGACAAAGUGCGCCAUGCCCAGUUUCCGCAUGCAUUUGAGAGCACAUGGCAUGGUCGCCAUGGUCUUCAAAACACUGGAUGACUCCCAACAUCAUCAGAAUUUAUCUCUUUGUACAGCAGCUCUAAUGUACAUUCUGAGCAGAGAUCGUUUGAAUAUGGAUUUAGAUCGAGCUAGUUUAGAUCUGAUGAUUCGACUUUUAGAGUUAGAGCAAGAUGCUUCUUCUGCCAAGCUGCUGAAUGAAAAAGAUAUGAACAAAAUUAAGGAAAAAAUUCGGAGGCUUUGUGAAACUGUUCACAACAAACAUCUUGACUUGGAAAACAUCACAACUGGGCAUUUGGCUAUGGAGACAUUGCUAUCUCUUACUUCAAAACGAGCAGGGGACUGGUUUAAAGAAGAGCUGCGACUUCUAGGUGGUCUUGAUCAUAUUGUAGAUAAAGUCAAAGAAUGUGUGGAUCACUUAAGCAGUGAUGAAAAUGAAGAGAAAUUGGUUGCUUCAUUAUGGGGCGCAGAAAGAUGUUUACGGGUCUUAGAAAGUGUAACUGUACAUAAUCCAGAGAAUCAAAGCUACUUGAUCGCCUACAAAGACUCACAACUCAUAGUUUCAUCAGCUAAAGCAUUGCAGCAUUGUGAGGAAUUGAUCCAGCGAUAUAACCGUGCUGAAGAUAGUAUCUGUUUACCAGACAGUAAGCCUCUGCCUCACCUGAAUGUAACUAACCAUGUGGGUAAAGCAGUGGAAGAUUGUAUGAGAGCCAUCAUUGGUGUUUUGCUGAACUUAACAAAUGAUAAUGAGUGGGGUAGCACAAAAACAGGUGAACAAGAUGGUCUGAUAGGCACAGCUAUGAAUUGUGUGCUUCAGGUUCCAAAGUUCCUACCUCAAGAACAGAGAUUUGAUAUCCGGGUGCUGGGUUUGGGUCUGCUGAUCAAUCUGGUAGAAUAUAGUGCUCGCAACAGACACUGCCUUGUCAGUAUGGAAACAUCAUGUUCUUUUGAUUCGUUCUGUUUGGGGGAAGGAGAUGAUAGCCUAAAGAUAACCAGGCAGAUUGAUGCUGUUCAGGCUUUAGUACAGCUAUUUCUUGAGCGUGAGCGAGCAGCACAGCUGGCUGAGAGCCAGACAGAUGAGUUGAUUAAAGAGGUUCCUGCUGCUCAGCAUGAUAAGAGUGGAGAAUGGCAAGAGACAAGUGGAGAGAUACAGUGGGUCUCAACAGAAAAGGCAGAUAAUGAAGAGAAAAAUAAGAAGGAGGAGGAUGAUGAGGAACUUGAUCUUAAUAAAGCUCUUCAGCAUGCUGGGAAGCACAUGGAAGACUGCAUUGUGGCCUCAUACACAGCAUUGCUUCUAGGCUGUCUCUGCCAGGAGAGUCCAAUUAAUGUGACUACUGUGAGGGAAUACUUACCUGAAGGGGACUUCUCAAUAAUGACUGAAAUGCUCAAAAAGUUUCUCAGUUUCAUGAAUCUUACUUGUGCUGUUGGAACAACAGGCCAGAAAUCUAUCUCUAGGGUGAUUGAAUACUUGGAACAUUGCUAGAUACUUAACUUCCGCUGCAAGCACUCUAAUGCUGGAGCUACCCUUAGACAAAGGAAGAAGUCAUGAAAGAACUCCUUGAAGAUACACCAUGAGCAUUCAUCUGUGUGAUUCGUGUUCAGAUUUUUAAGGCUACCUGGUCUCUUAACCAUGCAUCCACCGUUUUCUAAAAGACAGUUACUACAUCAAUCUGCAACUAUCAAAAAUCAGGGGAAAAGUUUCUGAAGAAAAGAGAGAAUCCAUGCUGUUUAUGAUGCAGUGCAGUCUUUAAAUAUUUCUGGCAGGGUUUACCCUCCUUUUUUUUUUUCUUUCCUUGCUUUCUUCACGACAAGUUUAAAGGGGAAAAACAUGCUGCUGAUAGUGCAACUGCUGUUUACUGUUGAGCCACUGUUUCAUGCCAGCCAGGUGCAAAGGCAGCUUAGCUACUGAGGUAUCAUAUGUUCUAAUAAAGAAGUUCUGGACAGCAGCAUCGCUCCUAUUUGAGUUUAAUUUGCUCUUGCUUUUUUAUUACUAGAUUAUUCCAAAAUCAUAAAAUAUAAAAUUUUUAAUACUUUGUGAUUUUAACUACUGUCUAUAUUUAAAAUUUGUUGGAAUCCAAAGAGGUGAGGAUUGGAUAGUUUAUUUUUUAUACUGUUUGAUUGAAAUUAGGUGGUUGAACUACUUCAGUUCUAAAACUGUCAUGGCCCAUAUACUGUAAACUGAUAGACCAUAACACAUCACAGUUCCAAGAUGCAUGCAGAAAACAUAAACGCAUCAAACUGUUUGAGGGUAUAUUAUCAAAAAAUGCAGUAACUGUAAGAAGUGCCCUGUUAAAGGACAGAGUAAUACAAUAUUCAGUCCCAGGGUAGUUUACACUUCAUACUAAGCAAAAACUAUCAAAUACUGUUUUGAUUUGUUUCAGGGGAGCACUCAAUAUAUAUUUUAUAAUGCUCAAUACAAAGAAAUUGGAUGUUUUAGGGGGAAAGUAUUUAAAGAAGCUAAAACACCAAUGGGGAUUAAUGUUUCCAGCUGACAUAAUCUUUCUAUUUCAUUUUUAUGUGGUAUGACAAAGUUAAAUGCAUACAACACAAAGCCUUAAAUUGCUGAUAUAGCUAAGAUUUUGUUCAGUCGGAGAUCUAGUUCACAGCAGAAUAUUGUGUUUGAAGACUUUAGUGGAACAAAAAAAUCCCAGAAAAUGUGUGAUUUUUUUUUUUUUUUUUUUUUUCCUUAACAUUUCUUUUUUGUGCACUCAUUAUUCAGACCAACAAAAUUGGUAAUUAUUUUUAUUAAACUGGUCUUGAAUAUUGGCAGGCUAUUGAUCUGCUUCAUCAACAUUUAAAUACCGGUGUAGGUAGUUGCAUCAUGUUACUCCAUUGAAUUUGUAAAACUUGAAGCCAUAAAAAUAUUAGUUAUAUAUAUAAUAAGGGGGAAAUAACAGGAAAUCUAACCUGCUUUUAGAUCUUGUGUUAUCUCCGUGUAUAAAGUUACAAACUUGUGCUUUUUGUAUCAGUGCCAGCUGUAAAUUUUUUACAUACAGUGGCUGCCUUCUAUGUCUUCCUAUUUUUGAUAAUGCAGAUUGUUGGGAAUUCUGUAAGGAAGUAACUGAUUAGCGGCAAAAUUCCUAUGUUGGUCAUAACUUUUUUACAUUUUCUCUCAUCACCUUCUAAAACGUAGUGUACCAGUGUAACUUAGAAAAGAUUUUAAGCUUGUAUGUCCUUUGGCUAUAAAUGUAAGUAUAUGAGAGAGGGAAACUGUGUAUGUAAAUUAUCUCUGGCAAGAUAAAUUUAUUUAAUUUUUCCCACUUGCACCUGUGAUUUUAGAGCAAUGGCUUUUCAUUUAUAGUUGAAUUUCAAAAAGAAUGAAAUUUUUGUUGAAGGUGACAAGGGAUAGUAAGUCCAUACAAAAUGAGGAGAAAAGCAAGGAUAAGUAAAUUUCUCUGUUACACUGGUAAUUUAAUGAGAAUUGAUUUACCUCGGUGUUUAACAGUUUUUUAAAAAUAACUAAUUGUCAAGCACUGACAAAUGCAGAUUUUUUUUUGAGGGUGGGGGGAGAAAUAAACCCUGUGAACUGCAGUGCAUUUUUGUGUGUUAAACCCUCAAAUAACUCUGCAUUAAAGGGUACUUGAGGCCAACUUGCAAAUUAAAGUUUUAAAGUAACUUUUUUUCCAUUGUAAAUAUUUGUGUAAAUACUCUCAAUUGGAAACUAGAACAGUAGAGUACUUUUCUGAAUCCAAUCCUAUUUUUAUUUUAUACAGUAUUUCUCAGCUGUGAUCUUUGGAGCAAAAGCCAACGGCAGGAAAAAUAGUUUGUACCAGUUUCAUGAAGUAUGUCUUUGGGUUUUUGUAAAUAAUUUUAACUCAAAUAAAAUUGCUACUUUCAAUACA